GUGGUCUGGCUGCGGGCGGGGAAGCCGGCGCCGGGCCCCUGGUCCGCGGGACGCCGCGCAGUGCCCGCCGCUUCCCCCCGCGGAGCCAUGGAGAUCGUCGGCACGGAGAUCAGCCGUAAGAUCCGGAGUGCCAUUAAGGGGAAAUUGCAAGAAUUAGGAGCUUAUGUCGAUGAAGAACUUCCUGAUUACAUUAUGGUGAUGGUGGCCAACAAGAAAAGUCAGGACCAAAUGACAGAGGACCUGUCCCUGUUUCUAGGGAACAACACAGUUCGAUUCACCGUAUGGCUUCACGGUGUAUUAGAUAAACUUCGUUCUGUAACAACCGACCCCUCUAGUCUGAAGUCUUCUGACACCAACCUCUUUGAUGGUAACGUACCUUCAAACAAGAGCAGUUUCAGUCGAGGAGAUGAGAGAAGGCACGAAGCGGCAGUGCCGCCUCUUGCAGUUUCUAGCACUAGACCUGAAAAAAGAGAAUCUAGAGUUCCUACAGGUUCACAGGAGCAGAAAGCCACUAAUGUCAGACAGACUUACGAUGAUGGAGCUGCAACCCGACUAAUGUCCACAGUGAAACCUUUGAGGGAGCUAGCACCCUCUGAAGAUGUGAUUGAUAUUAAGCCAGAACCAGAUGAUCUCAUUGAUGAAGACCUCAAUUUUGUGCAGGAGAAUCCCUUAUCUCAGAAAAAAACUACAGUGACACUUACGUACGGUUCUUCUCGUCCUUCUAUUGAAAUUUAUCGACCACCUGCGAGUCGAAACGCAGACAGUGGUACUCAUUUAAACAGGUUGCAGUUUCAACAGCAGCAAAACAGUGUUCAUGCUGCCAAACAGCUUGAUGUUCAGAGCAGCCGGGUGUAUGAGACAGGACGUCUGUGUGAACCAGAAGUGCUUCACAGCUUAGAAGAGACUUACAGUCCCUCCUUCAGAAGCAACUCAGAAAAGAUGAGUAUUGAGGAAGAAAACUUUCGGAAGAGAAAGUUGCCUGUGGUAAGUUCAGUUGUUAAAGUAAAGAAGUUCAGUCACGAUGGAGAAGAGGAGGAGGAAGACGAUGACUGUGGGUCCCGGACCGGAAGCCUCUCCAGCAGUGUGUCGGUGCCGGCAAAGCCUGAACGGAGACCUUCACUUCCACCUUCUAAACAAGCUAACAAGAAUCUAAUUUUGAAGGCUAUUUCUGAAGCUCAAGAAUCUGUAACAAAAACAACUAACUAUUCUACAGUCUCACAGAAACAGACACUUCCAGUUGCUCCCAGAACUCGAACAUCUCAGGAAGAAUUGCUAGCAGAAAUGGUCCAGGGACAAGGCAGAGUCCCCAGGAUAAGUUCUCCCAUUAAAGAAGAGGAAGCAAAAGGAGAUAAUAUAGACAAAAGUCAAGGAACUCAACAGAGGCAGUUGUUAUCCCGAUUACAAACUGACCCCAUAAUGGCAGAAACUCUGCAGAUCAGUCAAGAUUACUAUGACAUGGAAUCCAUGGUCCAUGCAGACACAAGAUCAUUUAUUCUGAAGAAGCCAAAGCUGUCUGAGGAGCUAGUAGUGGCACCGAACCAGGAGUCGGGGAGGAAGACUGCAGAUGCCCUUCGGGUCCUUUCAGGACACCUUAUGCAGACACGAGAUCUUGUACAACCAGAUAAACCUGCAAGUCCCAAGUUUAUAGUGACGCUGGACGGUGUCCCCAGCCCCCCAGGAUACAUGUCAGAUCAAGAGGAGGACAUGAGCUCUGAAGGAAUGAGAGCCGCCCAGCACCCUGCAGCCUCACACGGGGGACUCGCGGGUCUCCUCCGCCUGCAGCACGCCCGCGUGCUGAGCAGGCAGCUUGAGGAUCCAGAUGGUAGCUUUGCAAACGCUGAGAUAAGCGAGCUGAGCGUGGCGCAGAAGCCGGAGAAGCUGCUGGAGCGCUGCAAGUACUGGCCCGCCUGCCCUUACCAUCACCCCGUGUCGCCGUGCAAAGCCUUUCCUAAUUGUGAAUUUGCUGAGAAGUGUCUGUUUGUUCAUCCAAAUUGUAAAUAUGAUGCAAAAUGUACUAAACCAGACUGUCCCUUCACUCACAUGAGCCGAAGAACCCCAGGACUGCCUCCAAAACCAGUCACAGCACCAGCACCGCCUUCCAGUAGUCAGCUGUGCCGCUACUUCCCAGCUUGUAAGAAAAUGGAGUGUCCCUUCUAUCAUCUGAAACACUGUAGGUUUAACACGCAGUGUACGUGACCUGACUGUACGUUCUAUCACCCCGCCAUUACUGUGCCACCGCGACAUGCCUUGAAAUGGAUUCGACCUCAGACCAGUGAAUGACACCUGGUCCUACCUGACGGAAGACUGUGGCGUUUGAAAGUUUCCAUCUACUGAUGAAAGACAUUCUGCAGAAUUUGUCAAAUCUUUGAAACUUGGAAUAUAUUGCUUUCAUAAUAUGAAGUUUAUCACCUAUCUGACGUGUCUAAUUUUUCAAGUUUGUAAGUUUAUUAAGUGAUUUUAACAUUGGGUCUUUGUUGUUUUGUUUUGACUAUGGAAAGACAGUUUAAGGAAAAGCUGAAAUCUAUUAAAACAUUUGAGGCAUGUUUGUAA
Dama dama (fallow deer) is the source of this 2550-nucleotide messenger RNA. RefSeq names its product zinc finger CCCH domain-containing protein 14-like. The transcript has a single exon. The coding region runs from base 88 to 2196 and encodes 702 amino acids. Gene Ontology annotation, molecular function: poly(A) binding. Gene Ontology annotation, biological process: regulation of mRNA stability. Gene Ontology annotation, cellular component: cytoplasm; nucleus. Lineage: Eukaryota; Metazoa; Chordata; Mammalia; Artiodactyla; Cervidae. The record is from RefSeq and is a predicted model, not a curated record.